AUGACUCGCUAUAUCACACAUGGGGGUCAAGUAUCUGUACCCAGCGAGAACCUGGCUUUUUACUAUGGUGGUAUGCGAGGGCCAGACUGGGGUCCCAUUACGUCAGAUGAUGCAUCGUCGAAUACAACGGCGGAUACAUUGAUCAUGGUAAAUUUGACAGCCACUGGAGAUGAGAAGCUGUGGCGGAACUCAACUAUACCAAGUUUUAUUGCUAGCCGCGCGAAUCCGCAACUGAUCUGGAUACCUGUUUCCCAAAAGGGCGUUUUAGCAGUCAUUGGUGGCGUGAAGAACCCGGAAGACAUAUACCCUGCUGGGCUUUUAUCCUCGCAACAGAAGCAAGAUUCCCUACUAGAUCCAGACUUCAUGACUACAAUUCCAUUGUACGAUAUUGCACAAGAUAGAUGGUAUCUCCAAAAUGCCUCGGGCGAUGUUCCACCGAGCGGCCGUGCCUCCUUCUGUUCCACUCUCGCUUCUGCGGCGGACGGCAGCUCGCACAAUAUCUACAUUUACGGGGGCUACAAUGGACAAAAUUCCAGCGCUACUCCUUUUGACGACGUCUACAUUCUCUCUUUGCCAUCGUUUACAUGGGUCAAGGCCUACACCGGGAACUCUCGCCAUGGACGCAGUGGUCAUCAAUGCUUCCGUGUGCUACCAAGCCACAUGUUAGUGGUGGGAGGGCUACACAAGGAUCCGUCUAUCUGUCUGGAUGGUGGAAUUCUGCAAACCUUCAGUCUCAACGCCCUGGAAUUCCAAAAGACAUAUUCUCCGGAUGCUGUGGAGGAAUACCUAGUGCCAAGUACAGUGACGAAGCAGAUUGGAGGAAUGUAG
Messenger RNA from Penicillium samsonianum, 828 nucleotides. RefSeq names its product Kelch repeat-containing protein. The record is from RefSeq and is a predicted model, not a curated record. The coding region runs from base 1 to 828 and encodes 275 amino acids. Gene Ontology annotation, molecular function: protein binding. Gene Ontology annotation, cellular component: cell cortex of cell tip. Lineage: Eukaryota; Fungi; Ascomycota; Eurotiomycetes; Eurotiales; Aspergillaceae. The transcript has 3 exons.